Candidozyma auris is the source of this 2988-nucleotide messenger RNA. RefSeq lists its product as uncharacterized. Gene Ontology annotation, biological process: intracellular protein transport; clathrin-dependent endocytosis. The record is from RefSeq and is a predicted model, not a curated record. The coding region runs from base 1 to 2988 and encodes 995 amino acids. Gene Ontology annotation, molecular function: clathrin-cargo adaptor activity. The transcript has a single exon. Gene Ontology annotation, cellular component: membrane coat; AP-2 adaptor complex. NCBI's taxonomy places the organism in Eukaryota, Fungi, Ascomycota, Pichiomycetes, Serinales, Metschnikowiaceae.
AUGCCCGCAACCAUGAAGGGCUUGACCCAGUUCAUUGUGGAUUUACGAAAUUCCAAGGAUGCCGAGGAAGAACACAAGAGAAUCAAUCUAGAGAUCAACAAUGUACGGUCGAAGUUUACCCUGUCCCUCAAUUCCUACCAAAAGAAAAAAUACCUUUGCAAGCUCAUGUACAUAUACCUCCUUGGCUAUACAGAUGAAGUCCAGUUUGGCUUGAAAAAAGCGUUUGACUUGAUAGCUUCAUCUGACUAUGGAGAGAAACAAGUUGGCUACUUGCUGGUAUCGAUACUAUACAGCAGGUCCAACACCUCACUUAAGGCUCACCUUGAAGAUUUGUUAGAGCUAAUUGGACCCCAUCUACUAAGCGACUUGAAGUCUAACUCCGAUGAUGUGAACUGUUUGGCCAUACAAUUCAUUGCAUCGAAUUUCAACGUGUGCCCUCAGGAUUCAACAGUUCACAACUCAGCAAUGGAUGAGCUAGAGGACCCAUCCUCUCAAUGGCAAGAACUUGUACGGUUGCUAUACCAGCACUGUGUGUCGCCAACAACUAAGGCUUUUACGAGAAGGAAAGCCGUCAUUACAUUUUACGUUCUACUGAAGCUAUUCCCUCUGAUGAUUUUGCUGAAUGAUAGAUGGAUUCCACGUCUUCUUGCCUUGGUCGACGACAAAGAGACUAGCGUGGUGCUCUCAGUGAUACCGUUGGUCAAGCUACUCGUGGAUCUCAAGCCGAAGUAUGCAAAGUCGCUACUUCCGUCUAUCGCAAAUCGCCUUCAUUCUAUUUUAGUCGAAGAAAAUUGUCCCGAGGACUACUACUACUACGACGUACCAGCACCCUGGCUUGUGGUGAAACUCUUUCAAUUAGUUGAACAUUUUUUCAUUCUUGGUGAAAACUCAGAUAACCCUGUCAUCAUUGUCGGGAGUAUUGACAACCAGACUUUAUCGAAACUUAGACAAGCAGUUUCCAGACUGAUCAAGAAUGCAUCGAGACCAGUCAAGGGCCCGCCUAGCAGAAACUCCCAAUCAUCUAUUCUUUUUCAAGCAGUAUCAUUGGCCGUUUUUCUUGAUGCAUCGGUAGAAGCGAUCGAGGGUGCGAUAUGCGCUUUGGUGCAGCUAUUGACAUCUCCUGAAACUAACAACAGAUAUCUCGUGCUUGAUGCAUUGAUGAAACUUUCUGUCAGGGCAAGCACAACAGGUCCAUUUGAAGAUCAUCUUGAAAAGAUAUUUCGCUCGCUAUAUGACAAAGAUAUCUCAGUGAGGAAAAAGAGUGCUGAUCUUCUUUUCACCGUGUGUGACGAGAAAACUUACACACAAAUUAUUUCAAGGCUUUUAGAAUACCUUCCACUAGCGGAAUCGUCCUUUAAGGCAGAUAUUUCUGUUAAGAUUGCUGUUUUAGCGGAGAAGUUUGCUACUGACUCGAUUUGGUACAUAUCGACGAUGCUUCGACUCCUCUCAAUCGGGGGCAGGUCAGUACGUACAACAUCAAGUAACGGAGUAAAUUCGUCAGGAGAGGUUUGGGAAAGAAUCGUUCAGAUAAUUGUCAACAACGAGGAUCUUCAAAAAAAAGCAUGCAAAUUGAUAAUUAAUUUGUUACGCAAAGAGGAAGGGCUUCCUGCUGAUAGUUUAAUACGUGUUGCGGCGCUGGUUCUUGGAGACUAUGGGAGCUUGGCUGCUGAAGAGGACCAGGCAAACCAGUUUAGCAUCUUUUCACAGUUCAGGUUACUUUAUGAAGCCUACUUCAAAGCGCAGGUCUCAACAAGACCGCUAUUGCUAACCACCUUCAUAAAAAUCUUGGUAAGAUUUCCCGAUGAAAACUAUGUUCCGGACAUCCUCGACCUUUUUGAGGCAGAAUGCCUUUCUCUUGAUCUCGAAAUUCAAACCAGAGCUCAUGAAUAUUUAAAAUUAGGAAGUCUUACUGUCAACGGUACUCAAGAAGAGAAGAGAUUUUCCCAGUCAGUCAUCAAGUCUUUGCCACCGUUUGAUGUCAAGCUGAAUAGUCUUAUGAAUCAUUUGCGAAGCCUACAAGUAAUCAGGAACGGUAGGUCCAGAUCUACGGUUAAUGUGCUGAAGGUCCCAAGGCCUAAGGGUCAAAAUCAAAACCUAGGAAAUCCUUCGGACUUUGAUUCUGAUCUUAGCGAUGCCGAGGAGAAUCCUGAUGAAAGUGGUGGCGAUCCAUUUGGGGAUAGGCCAACUUCAUCGGUCACAAAACUCUCACCCAAUUGGUAUAGUGGGUAUCACAGAAUGUUGCAUUACGACGCGGGUAUUUUCUACGAGGACCAACUCAUCAAGAUCACCUAUAGGUUGACAAAGCGAGCUGCUAAGAUUCUUUAUCAGUUCACUAUCAUUAACAACGCAGCAAAAACUGCUAACACAGAUAUCACCGCACUUACUGUCUUAGAUCUAAUGAACCCUGGGAGGCAAGAAAAUCCAAGCUACUUUGUCAAAUUGAAUAAAGUUCCGGAUUCCACUGUGGGUGUGAAGACCGCAAUGGAGAUCGAGGCCACGAUAAGGCACGUGGUCGAAGACAGUGAGAGCCCAGUCAUCUCCCUAAGCUAUAGAUGUGGUGGUUCUUUCACUACUCUACAUCUUAGGAUCCCGGUUGUAUUGCUUAAGACACUCUCGACAACAGAGCUAAGCCUUGAAGAGUUCAAGAAAAGAUGGUUCCAGAUAGGGGAGGCUUUGGAAAGCCAAGCUGGAGAAAAGAGGGGAGUUGUGAGGACAAAUCACAAGUAUAUUCUGUCGAACGUUCUGCGUACCCUCCAAAGGUUAGGGUUUGCCGUUGUACAUUGCACGCCAGACAACACUUCAGCGGACAUCCUCGUAAUGGCUGCUGGUAUUUUACACACAACCAGCUCAAACUACGGAGUUCUUUUGUCGAUGAGAAGCCUUGAAGCGGAUGGCCGCCUGUUUGACUUGACUAUCAGGUGUACCGGUGGCGGCGUGCCCAAAGUAAUUCACCUGAGUUUGGAAGAAGUGUUCGAUAACAGAUCAUAA